Messenger RNA from Triticum aestivum (bread wheat), 1314 nucleotides. RefSeq names its product E3 ubiquitin-protein ligase RGLG5. Gene Ontology annotation, cellular component: nucleus. Gene Ontology annotation, biological process: protein ubiquitination. The transcript has 9 exons. Gene Ontology annotation, molecular function: ubiquitin-protein transferase activity. The coding region runs from base 125 to 1075 and encodes 316 amino acids. The record is from RefSeq and is a predicted model, not a curated record. Lineage: Eukaryota; Viridiplantae; Streptophyta; Magnoliopsida; Poales; Poaceae.
CUCCUCCCCGCUCGCUCUCAGCAUAAAAGGCCGGGGCGCCAUUGUGGUAGCAUAGCAACUCUGCUGCUUCUUGCUACCUUCUCUCGCCAAAAAAUCACAUCCAAUUCCAUCACCGUCGUCGCCGAUGAUCCUCUCGGCCUUCCUGCUGCUCUGCUGCGCCGUCGCCACCUGGACGGUGUCCCCGGCCAAGGGACGCCAAAGCCAAAUCGAAAGCCCGUCAUCUGAAGAUCAUCUAGCGUACGGUACCUUGGACCAGGUGAAGGCGGAUCUUCAGCGGGUGGGGCUCGAGUCGUCCAACCUCAUCAUCGGGGUGGAUUUCACCAGGAGCAACGAAUGGACAGGGAAGCGCUGCUUCGGCGGGAGGAGCCUGCACCACCUCGGCGCCGUCCCGAACCCGUACGAGGAGGCCAUCAGCAUCGUCGGCGAGACGCUGUCGGCCUACGACGAGGACAACGACAUCCCCUGCUUCGGCUUCGGGGACAUGUCCACGCACGACCAGGGCGUGUUCAGCUUCUACGGGGACGUGCGGCCGUGCGCCGGCAUCCCGGAGGCCCUGCUGCGUUACCGGGAGAUCACCGCCACCGUUCAGCUCUCCGGGCCGACAUCUCUGGCGCCGAUCAUCGAGGCUGCAAUGGGGGUAGUCCAACGCUCCGGGCAUCAGUACCACAUCCUGCUGAUAAUCGCUGAUGGGCAGGUUCCGAGAGGUUGCGGUGCUCAUCGCGCGAGCUCCCUGGACGAAUCAAGAUCAGAGAACGACAUGGAGGAGAGGACUCUUCAGGCCCUCAUUCAUGCUAGCCAUUUCCCUCUCUCCAUCGUCCUCGUCGGGGUCGGGGACGGGCCAUGGGACGACGAUCAGAUGCCGUUCCACGACGGCCGACGCCGAUUCGACAACUUCCAGUUUGUGGAUUUCACCAAGAUCAUGUCCACGGAGAUGUCCCGCGCCGAGAAGGAGGAGCGGUUCGCGCUUGAGGCGCUGGAGAAGAUCCCGAGCCAGUAUGCUGCGAUCGUCAGCCAGCGUAUCAGUGAUCUGGCUGCGAGGGCGCCUGCAAGGAGGCCUCUUCCUCCUCCAUCCUGAGCAACCGGUUCGCCGACGGUUUUGCUGCACAGUCAGGUUCAUGAUAUGGUCACAUAGUCGGAGGAUGAAGUUACCAUUUUAGUUCCCAUCCCCUGUGUGCUUGUACACUUCAGAGCAACUCAUUUUCCAGCCCACAUCUCCUGUUUAUUUGUACUCUUUUGAUUAAACAGCUUCUAGGUAAAACUACAUCUUUAUUGACAGACUUGGCAAGUCUUCACAUGUUACAGAAGAAAAUCAUA